AUGUCCUCCUACGACCUUGGACCCUUGGCCGGUGGGAGAUUCCACCAGUAUGCAAAUUCCAUUGGCCAAGUCUAUUACGUCGAUAACAUCACAAACACAACAAGCUACUCUAUUCCAACGGGGUUUGACAACCGCCCAGGCGAUUCUUGGGCGCUUGACGAGUCAAAGUCUUGGCCGCAAUGGAAUAACAAUCGAACCGGAAGGGCAGUUCUCAUCGACCCCAACCCUCCUCCUCUGCAAACAUACCUCGAUGACGCCAACGUGCAGGCCGCUCUUAACCUCUUAGUUAAAGUGCCAGACUCACCUGAACGCGUUUACCGACGGCCUAUGGUAGGCAUCCUUCACUUCCUCUUCCCACCGACGGAAGGAUACGAGGUCGUCCAAGAGAUUCGGGGCCGCCCGGGCUUCUGUAUACUCAAGCUUUCCCCAACACCUGGAGGAGCUUUGCAUGAGUUCGAUUUCUUGUUGGCCGAAAGUAUGAAAUUAAACGAGCCGUGGGGCGCUACGGAAGAUCAGCUUCGCGAGCGUCUGGCUGAGAAUAUGAACGAGACCAAGAACUGCUACGGAAUGAUUCAUAUUGGUUUGGUGGUGCAGUUCUAUAAAUAUGAGCAGGGAGUGCUUGAGAAGAUUGGGCAGAAGAUGCAUCUUAUCACAGAUGUUCACGAUGUCAUCCGCUGGGCCCAGUACCUCAAGGAGCACCCGAUGCCGGUCGUAUAA
Messenger RNA from Scedosporium apiospermum, 717 nucleotides. RefSeq lists its product as uncharacterized. The transcript is spliced from 3 exons. The record is from RefSeq and is a predicted model, not a curated record. Bases 1 to 717 code for a protein of 238 amino acids. NCBI's taxonomy places the organism in Eukaryota, Fungi, Ascomycota, Sordariomycetes, Microascales, Microascaceae.